Molecule: messenger RNA, 1518 nt
Organism: Medicago truncatula (barrel medic)
Lineage: Eukaryota; Viridiplantae; Streptophyta; Magnoliopsida; Fabales; Fabaceae
Product: UDP-galactose/UDP-glucose transporter 2
Exons: 7
Coding region: 258-1340 (360 amino acids)
Biological process (GO): transmembrane transport; 3'-phosphoadenosine 5'-phosphosulfate transport
Cellular component (GO): Golgi membrane; endoplasmic reticulum membrane
Molecular function (GO): 3'-phosphoadenosine 5'-phosphosulfate transmembrane transporter activity
Source: RefSeq, a predicted model, not a curated record
AAACUCUCUCUCUCUCUCUCUCUCUCUCUCUCUCUCUCAAUUUUCCAUGCAUAUAAAAUACUAUAAGCUUGCUUAGACUAAUAAAAAGGUACAACUUUGUGCCACCAAAACUCUUCUUCUUCUUUGAUAAAGUCAACAUGCAAAGAUUUUAGCUGAAAAUGCUUCUAAUGGUUUAAUCAAAUUUGAGUAUCAAAAAUACAAUCUUUUUACUGAAUUGAAUUUGGGUUGGUUUCAAAUUGGUGAAUGGUAAUCAAAAGAUGAAGAAAGAAGAACAGGGUCGUAGUUUGUUUGGAAUUUCACUCUCUGAUAAACCCAGAUGGCAACAAUUUCUCAUUUGUUCGUCUGGAUUCUUCUUUGGAUAUCUUGUCAAUGGUAUCUGUGAGGAAUAUGUGUAUAACAGGCUUCAUUUUAGCUAUGGUUGGUACUUCACAUUUAUUCAAGGAUUUGUUUACCUGUUUCUGAUUUACCUUAAUGGUUUCACAAGCAAGCAAAUGGUGAACCCAUGGAAAACUUAUGUGAAGCUUUCUGCUGUACUCAUGGGAUCACAUGGCUUAACAAAGGGUUCUUUGGCUUUUCUUAAUUACCCUGCACAGAUUAUGUUUAAAUCCACAAAGGUUCUGCCAGUGAUGAUAAUGGGAGCCUUUAUUCCUGGCCUGAGAAGAAAGUAUCCAAUACAUGAGUAUAUAUCUGCAAUACUCCUGGUUGUUGGAUUGAUCCUAUUUACACUAGCAGAUGCACAUACAUCACCUAAUUUCAGUGUUGUUGGUGUUGUUAUGAUAACCGGUGCUUUGGUUAUGGAUUCUUUUCUUGGAAAUCUUCAAGAAGCAAUCUUUACUAUGAACCCUGAUACCACACAGAUGGAGAUGCUCUUCUGCUCUACAGUAGUGGGAUUACCUUUCUUAAUCCCACCUAUGCUUUUUACAGGAGAAUUAUUCAAAGCAUGGACUUCAUGUUCACAGCAUCCCUACGUGUAUGGUGUAUUAGUAUUUGAAGCAAUGGCUACAUUUAUAGGCCAAGUUUCAGUCCUCUCCCUAAUUGCCCUUUUUGGUGCUGCCACAACAGCCAUGAUAACAACAGCAAGAAAGGCAGUGACAUUGCUGCUAUCAUACUUGAUAUUUACAAAACCGUUAACAGAACAACAUGGGAGUGGACUGAUACUCAUAGCUAUGGGAAUCACAUUGAAGAUGUUGCCUGAAAACAAACCUGCCAUACCCAAGAGAGCUUUAAAUUCUUCUCAUAGAGACAGUAGUGCAAAAUCUACUACUGGUGAUGAAGAGUUGGGAAUGGGAACACUGCAUGGUUCUGUAGGUGAAGAUGAUGAAAGGAGGCCCUUGGUCUAGGUUGAAUGAUAAUAAUGCAAUUUUACUUUUAUUUUCUGUCAUUAUUUAAAAUUUUCAUAUUUUCUUUGUUAUUUUCAUAUCAUGUUAUUAAAGGAAAAAGAAAAGAAGUAAUUUGAUGUUCAAUAUAUAAAUUUUAUUGAAUGCCUUUUGGAUAUAAAUUCAUUUACAUAUUCCAAAA